Molecule: messenger RNA, 3711 nt
Organism: Schistocerca gregaria
Lineage: Eukaryota; Metazoa; Arthropoda; Insecta; Orthoptera; Acrididae
Exons: 3
Coding region: 397-3540 (1047 amino acids)
Source: RefSeq, a predicted model, not a curated record
AUUGGAAUAUCAUUCCUUGAAGUCACACAGACUCUAAAUUAGACGCCGCAAUGUGUAACACCUAUUUUCUGUCAGCGUAGGGAAAAGUUUCUCAGGAAUGUUGUCACAAUUAUUAGUUCUUUUGUUUUAAAGUCAAAUCUAAAGUAUUGUUAGAUAAUGUAACAUCAGACACAUAACGCGGGGGAAAAUCUUUGUGAAAAUGAAGUUACUUUUAUGGCUGAGAAAUGCAAAUUAAUAUGGAUUCUGACAAUAGCUUCAGUCUGUAAAAUUUUUGUACGAAAGAAUUUCACUGUAAUGAGUGAAAAGGGACACAUCUCCCAUCAAACUACUGAUAAGUUAAUAUAAAGAAAUAAACAAGUCAAAUCGGCAUUAAGCUUCUUAGAGUUUGUUACCAAAAUGGUAGCAACACAAGAUGAUUCAGGAAAUGAACAUUCUAACAAGGAUUACAUAUCCUCAGAGUCCAAGAAGAGAGCCAAUGCUGCAGUCCAUGCCUCACAGAUAACUCCAUCUACAAAUAUCAGCAAGGAGGACCAGAAAGUAAUUAUACCUGUACCGGAUCAUACAGGCAGUUACAAUGAUCCCCAAGAUCUGAAAGGAAGUUCUUGGGAUGAUAGUGAAAUGAAAUCAUAUCUUAGUACUCAACAACAUCUUUAUUCAGCAAUAGGUGCAGAAGUAAGUAGAGAACAGAAAUUUGACAGUGAUAAGGUGAAUGUAGAUUCUCUGUUCUUUGCAGAUCGAAAGAGAGAUAAAGUAAUUGUUCCAGUGCCCUACAAAGUGCUGGAAGAUAGGAAAGCUAAUGAUUGGGAUGAGAAAAUAAUUAUACCCACAUCUGCCCAUGGAAGUGAGAGUACAGACCCUCGUCUCAGAGCAGAACAACACAGAGAGGUAAAGCAAGGGAUACAAAAGUUAAUUAUGCCAAUAAAUUAUAGUAAUGUGAGUGAUAAAGAUCUUCAGUCUGCUGUUCAAGCGAAAAGUGAGACAUUAGGAAAAUACGAUGAAAAAUCAAAAAGUACAGCCCAAGCCAUACAUGGAGUCUUGACCGAGAACGGAGUAGCUCAAGAAAUUUCUCCUUCUGAUAGGAAAAAGCUGUUUGGUGAUCCUCGCAUGACAGUACUCAGUCUGAGUGAGAUUGAACAGCAAACGGAAAACAUAAAAAAAUAUUUAGAUGAACAAAAACAUGAAGAAAUGCUUCCCAAAGAUAAAGUUGAUACUGUUGUCCAAUCAAAAAGUGAGACAAUUGAAAAGCAUGAUGACGAAUCAAAAAGUCCGGCACAGGCCAUACAUGGAGUUUUGAAAGAUAGUGGAAAACCUCAAGAAAUUUCUGUGUCUGAUAGGAAACAGCUGUUUGGCGAUCCUCGCUUGACAGUACUCACUUCAGAUGAAAUUGAGCAGCAAACUGGAGAUAUUAAAAACUAUUUGAAUGAACAAAAACAUGAAGAAAUGCCUUCGAAAUCUUCUGCUUUAGCAAGUGGACCUCAUCUGUCAGAGAAACAAACAAAGAAACAAAAAAUAGUAACUGACGCUAAACCACAGCAACCUACAGACAAUGAAGGGAUGCAACAAUCUGAUGGCCUAAAAUCAUUGAAGAAAGGAGCGAAGAGUGUGAAAAAAAUUGUUUCUUCACUAGUAGGUGAUAAGUUUAAGGACAGCCAUGAUGUUAAAAAGGAAGCUUUUGAUAAAAGUACUGAGCAGGCAAGUAAUUUGAAAGAAAAUGUCCAGAAAACUUCUGUAACACAAUUUAUUUAUGACAAGAAAUACAAAGCUGCUGAGAAGCCUACAAAUAAUGAAACACAGGAUUUGGACCUUUCUAAUAAAGAAUUGGCUGAUAAGGCUUCUCUGCUACAUUCAAAACAAGCACACAGUAUUUCAGCUGUGGACAAAAGCAAUAUUGAGAUAAAGACAGUAAAACCUUUGGAAUCCUUGGAGAAGAAGGAGAAAGGAAAAGCUUCAGUUAAGAAAGAUGAUAGUGUAAAGUAUGUAGUUUCAGAAGGAAAACUGGAUAGUGAAAUUCAAAGAAAAUUGCUUGAAAAUAGUGUAAAAAGGAAAGUAACUAGUCAGGUUAAACCCAAAAGUAAGAUUUCUGAUAUUAAAAGAAUAUACAGAGAUGAGGGUUCUUUCGAUAAAGAGCAACAAGGAAAAAUGAUGGAUGACAAUGUCAGUGCAAUAGAGAAGUACCUUCAACAAGAAAUCAGUAAAGUUUCCCCUGAAAAAGUUAAAGGGAAUAUCACAGAACCAAAGAAAGCCGGAGAUUCUCACACUGGAAAGAAUUCAAAAAUCCUUGCAAAGACUGAAGCAGAUCUAAAGAUAAUACCAAGUAAACAUUCUAGAGAGCAGAAAGUUGACAAAUUGAAAAACAUACAUCAAAAGAAGUAUGAUAAUAAGCAGCCAGAUACCAGCUCAAAUGCAACAGACAUUCCCACGAAACAACAAGAAAUGAAAGAAGCCAAAGAUGCAGUAUCAAAACCAAUUAAAGAAGGUUCAGUAAGAGAUCAGCAGAAGAAACCCCCCAAAGAAACAAGUUCUGGUAAGUUAGCAAAACCAGACAAGCAGUCAUCAUUUGACAAAUAUUCUACAGUAAAAAAUGAACCAGACAUGCAUUCUUCAUUUGACAAAUAUUCCAUUGGAGAAAAUGAUCCAAACAUGCAUUCACCACUUGACAAAAAUUCCACAGGAGAAAAUGAGCCAAACACAAAUUUAUCAUAUGACAAAUAUUCUAGAGGGAAAAAUGAGCCAAAUACACAUUCAUCAUCUGACAAAUAUUCUACAGGAAAAAAUGAAAGCACAGAGGUACUUCAUGAAACACAUAAUACAUACUUUAAAGGUGGAAGUGCAAGAACAUCACACUCACAAAAUCCGGACCAUACUAAUCUAACGGAUUUUGUUUCUCACUACUCAGUUACUGACACAAAAUUAGACCAUCACAAAUUUCAUAACCAGUCUUCAAAAACAAUUUCACAAAGCCAGGAAGCUAACUUGACAGAGACCAAUACCAGGCAAAGUAUUACAUCUCCGUCAAUCACCUUGCUGGACUCACCUCCCAGGUACAUGCUGAGAGACAUAAAAGAAAGUGAAGUGACAAAACCAGGAAAUGAUAGAUUGAACACUGGUAUAACACAAAAUACUCCGUGGCCUGUACAUCAGCUGUCAACAGUAAACAGCAAGUGUCUUGGCAAACCUAUGCGUCCAUCAUCGUGGGGUGAUUCAGGGACAUUCCUUCCAUGGGUGUCAUAUGUUGCUCAGAAGAAAAAUAAUAAAAACAAUCUUGACGCAGAGAAAUCUGAAAGACAUGGAAAUCUUCAUGUAAAUGGAUACGGACCUGAAAAUCCAUUUUGGCAAUACCUUGGGCGACAGUAUGCUUGGUUCAAAGAUAACUUCAAUAAUCACACAAAUCAUGGAAGGGCUAAUGUGGCAAAGGCUACAUUGCUGGCUGUAGGACUCUUUGCCAUGUGGCAGAUAUUUAAACCCAAGAGUCAUCAUCAGCUUAUCUACCAAAAAUGUUCUGAAUGUGGCUCAGUUACCCCCAUGGAUAACAAACGUUAAUAUUUUAAGCAUUUGCACAUGAAAUGUGAAAUGUGCCGAACUUAUUAUAUGUACUACAGUUUUUGUUACAAAAUGUGAAUUGUUUUAUUUAGUUUUUGUACUUAGUAUACAUACAGUAUCCAAAAAUUACAAUACUUGCAACAAAAAACUGUGCCCAAUGAUUGGAUAAAA